ACUCUACUUAGAGGGCAGGCAACCCGCCGAUCUACGGCUGGUGAUAUUCCCGGUCAGGUUGAACGACAAACGAUCAGUUUCGCGGAUGUGGCCGCUUUUCAGUCGCCAGAGAGCCUCGGAGAGCCUUCGUCAUGACCUGCCGGAUCCCCCUACUCCGACCAUCUGGCCCGCAUCUCUGUUCCCCUGCGGCUCGAAUACAAAAUGCCGCCGAUUGGGUUAUCAAAGUAGUCCAUGUCAACGCCGCGACAACACGCCAUUCUUGCUUCUACCACGUCAACAUUAUCGUGUUGGCUCGGCUGCGCCUGCGAUCCAGCAGCGACGUAUGGAGAAAAACAUGGGAAUGUCGGGGGGUUUUUUUUAGGAGCUCACUCUAAUAUUUCCUCGAUGUCUUCUUCUGGCAAGAUCGCCCACCUAUUCUUCGUCGUCUCCCUCUCUCUAACGCUCGGACUAUGCGUCUUCGUAUCCGUAUGCUGUUUUCGGUUCUUUCGUAGUACCGACACCAAGAGGUUGCAGUCCCAGACGACGGGAAUACGCUCGAUAAAAAACGGCGUACUAUGGCAAUCGAUAUGCAUAGGAGGCCGAGUAUACCUUCGCUGCCCUCUCAGAAAGACAAAGCACUGCAACAGAACAGCCUCUCAUGGACGAGAUUCCAACGUCACUUGCUUGAAAUCAUCCAGAGGAUCUGUAUCAGGGAGCCAAAGGCAACGCGCAGAUACCAGACAAGAGGUCAGCAGCUCGAGUUAAGCGCGGUAUAAACAGUUGGAAACGGUAUCUUUGGUGCCAAGGCAAGCCUUGGAACUGGGGGCCGGAUUAUUAGGAUCUCUCAGAUGUAUGUCUGGCCCAUCGAUAAGUGUGUAACCAUUCGGACUACUCCUUCGUAUGUUCCAGGCACAGAGACACUACCGGAGUCCGGAGAUUCAGGUCUACCAUCAGGCGACAACUGCCUAUAUAACC
This is a messenger RNA of Durotheca rogersii, 954 nucleotides long. RefSeq lists its product as uncharacterized. Bases 232 to 744 code for a protein of 170 amino acids. The record is from RefSeq and is a predicted model, not a curated record. The transcript has 2 exons. NCBI's taxonomy places the organism in Eukaryota, Fungi, Ascomycota, Sordariomycetes, Xylariales, Xylariaceae.